CGCUCGCAUAUCCGGUUCACCAGCCGUCCGCCCCCGUCCUGCGAUGGGCCCCGCCUGAACCCUCCGGCCAGACAAUCCGGCCUGCCGCCAUGGGAAGCCUCGCCACAGCCCGCGGUGCUGCCGUCCGACCGCCGUCCGACCUCGUCGCCCCGGAAAUCACAUACCACGUCCCCCAGGCGCACCCGCCACCGUCGCAUCGAACUUCCGCCCUCGUCCGGCCUCAUGGCCCGUCCGCCCCGCCUCCGAGGCUGCUCGACCGGCCGCCGCCCAUGACCGUCACCCCCGUCUAUCCGCCGAAGCCGCCAGCUAUGCCGUCUCAGCAGUCGCUACCCCCACCGCGUGCGGACCGAACCAUCGACAAGGUUGUGUUCGGCAACAUCUGCUUCCGCACCUGGUAUCCAAGCUACUAUGGCAAGGAGGUCCUCGGGGAUGCGUCUGGAAACUCCGGCAAGGGCGGCAGCAAGGACACUGGCGGCAAAGACCAUCCAGGUGGCAAGGCAUCGUCCCGCAAGGACCGUGAUCAUCCGCCAAUACUUGAACGUCUCCACGUGUGCCCCAGCUGCUUCAAGUACUCCAAGGAACUUGUAGCUUGGUGGGGACACGUCCGCAUGUGUGAGCGGCAGGCCUAUGUGCCAGGCCGCAAGGUUUAUGUUCACCCUCGCGGCCGUCGGAAGGUCCUGGUGCCGCAAGAUUCCAAGGCUCCCGGAGCCAAGAAGCGAAGGGGAGACGGUGGAGUGCGAUACGUCGAGGAGAUUGUCCAGGACGACGGGGAAUGGAGUAUCUGGGAAGUGGACGGUGAAAAGGACGGCCUCUUCUGCCAGAACCUCUCCCUUUUCGCGAAGCUAUUCCUCGAUAACAAGUCGGUUUUCUUCGACGUCACGGGCUUCAACUACUUCCUAUUAGUCUACACACCCCCAGUUAAGCCACCCUCGACCGGCGCGACCGAGGACCAUCCCCCAACGCCGCAGAUCACGGGCUUCUUCUCCAAGGAGAAGAUGUCAUGGGACAACAAUAACCUCGCCUGCAUCCUUGUCUUUCCCCCCUGGCAGCGCAAGGGCCUAGGCGCCCUGCUGAUGGGAGCCUCCUACGAGAUCUCACGGCGGGAGGGCAUCCUCGGUGGUCCCGAAAAGCCCAUCUCAGAUCUCGGGAAAAAGGGAUACAAGCGCUACUGGUCGGGCGAGAUUGCGCGGUGGCUCCUUGGCCUAGGGCUCCAAGAAGCCCAUGCUGGUCAUGAGGUGCUUGUGGACGUGAACGAUUGCAGCCAGGCGACCUGGAUUCACCCCGACGACUGUCUAUUGAUCCUCCGGGACAUGGGCGUUGUAGAAGAGGCCGGCAUGGGGCCUGGGAAGCUCGAGGUCAAGGAACACUCUGACGAAACUGCAGUGGAGAAGGAUGAAGGAGGAACGCCUGCCGGGGAGGAGGCGGACAAGGUCGUCAAGAUGGUGCCGCGGGUGCGCGUGGACAAGCAGGCAGUGCGCCGGUAUGUAUCGGAGCACCGGAUCAAUCUGGAGCGGACGUGCGAUGCGGAUGGAUUUGUGGAGGGCUACGCAAUCAAGGCACACGAGGUCAACAACGAGGAGGAAGACGAUGAGGAAGGGAAUUAAGUACGCGAGGGCCCUUGGGGAGGACGGUUGGGAUUGGGACGCAGGCCUUAUAUGAUCAUGAUACCCCGCUCUAGUUAAUUGAGCUCGACUUCUACAAUGACAAC
This is a messenger RNA of Ilyonectria robusta, 1708 nucleotides long. Its product is annotated as acyl-CoA N-acyltransferase. Gene Ontology annotation, biological process: regulation of DNA-templated transcription. NCBI's taxonomy places the organism in Eukaryota, Fungi, Ascomycota, Sordariomycetes, Hypocreales, Nectriaceae. The transcript has 2 exons. Gene Ontology annotation, molecular function: histone acetyltransferase activity. Bases 90 to 1604 code for a protein of 504 amino acids. The record is from RefSeq and is a predicted model, not a curated record.